This is a messenger RNA of Symbiodinium necroappetens, 513 nucleotides long. The record is from the annotation of a GenBank genome assembly. Lineage: Eukaryota; Dinophyceae; Suessiales; Symbiodiniaceae.
AUGGGUGGUAAAGGUCCGGAGGACAACUCAACCGUUGCCGCCUGCGCCAGCCAGUGUGAGGCUCCUCGCCCGGAUUCGGGCGUCACCCUGGCGCCGGCAGUGGCGAACCCAGGUCUCAGCCGGGUCGCAUCGAGCCCGGAGGAGAUGGUCUCUGCGCCCGUCUCGCCACCACUGCCCCCAGCAGAAGGGGAGACAGCCCUGGCUACCAGAGCUCAGGUCGCCGACCGCAUGACUACAACAACUCCCUAUGGCAAAGCCCCCGAGUACUUUCCCAUGGUUGUCUACCGCAGCCCCGGCGACGCCGUGGCCACGAAACUCCCGGCAGUUGGGAAUCCGGACUUGCCGUGGCCGGUCGAGCUCCCGGCGCUGCUGCAGGAGCGCCGUAGAGUCUUGGGGUUGGCUGGGUCUCUGAAGAAGAAGAUGGGCGGAGACGAACAGGAUGAUCAUAAUGGUGUUGAUGAUGCUCAUGUCGAGAUGACGGUGACGCUGAUGGCCAUGAUGAUGAAAGCUUGA